AUGAGAGCGCUACGUGCUCGAUUGCGCACCUCGUUUGCCAUCGAAAUUGAUGCUCGCGAUCAGGACGAGCUCGACCAAGACCAAAAGGGCGACCUCCUUGAUGAUAAUGACGACGUCGCUUCUGUUGUAACGAAAAUGGCGCCUCUUACCGAGAAGAUCAGACUGGCCACAGUCGACAACUUUCAGGGCGAGGAGGCAAAAGUGGUCAUUGUAUCGUUGGUUCGCAGCAACGAGGAGCGAAACGCAGGUUUCCUGAAGACGCCGAAUCGUAUCAAUGUCUUGCUAUCUCGAGCGCAGUACGGAAUGUACAUCUUAGGGAACAAGGAGACCCAGCGGAGCUCAUCUCCCAUGUGGCAGAAAGUCACCGAUAGAUUUCAAGAGAUUGGAGCGAUAGGCAGCUCGCUGGACUUGGAUUGUCCUCGCCACCCAGACAUGAUGAUUAGCCGGUUUGUGGGACAGAACUGGUUCCCUUUUGCUUUGCUUGUCUCCACCGACGAGCGCGACGAGAGCAUGACCGAGGCUGCGCUGAACAAGGAUCCAUAUGUCUUUCUAUCAUGCCGUCAUUUCUUCCCAGCAAGCAUCAUGGACAAGCACAUGAAGAUGGAUGACUACUAUGACCUCGACCAUGCCAGCCGUCUGUCACAGACCAAGCUCUUGAACGAUGUUGAGCUAGCGACCUCCAUACUGGGUUGUCCAACGUGUGGUCACGCAGUCGACAACAUCAGUCGCUACAGCCGCUGCGUGAAGGGCAGGCGCUUGGAUGCGAGUGCCAAGAAGAUUGUUGAGUCUAUCGAGAAGACACAUAAGCUGAUGCGCGAGCGCGCACUCGCCGCCAUAGACUCGUUGAAGGCCACAGUGGCGACUGCCGCCGUCCCUCAGCAAGCCAUCGCAUUGUGCGGAGAGCGUGAGCAGCAGCUCGCCGAAGUCUUCAAGCUGGACAAGAGCAUGAACACUAUGAGGUACGAGGCUGUCGAUCAUGUCCGCAAGGAGAUCUAUCGUUGGGGUGGUAUAGUGCAGAAUAUGACGAAACCGUUUGGUGUAGUACGAGAGCGAAUGAAGGCGAAGGCUCAGGACGGUCCGCUCAGUGUAAACACAAUCCGACACCUCCCCCAUAUUGCUGGACUACUAAUGUUGCCUGCCGCGUUGGUCGAGCUUUGUGACUUGGCGAUCAUCACAGACGUGAUUGCACGAGCCGAAAAGAAGAAAGGCCAGGACUCGCAAGGUCUUCGCGUAGAUUUCAAGACCAAUCGAGCCAAGUGUGAGCAGUUGAUUCGACAAGCAAGAGAGGCCAGCAUGGCGGUUCCGCAGGUGCAAGGCAUGGCAAUGUGGGCGCAGUACGCACUACUCGAGAGCCGGGUGGGUGCAUCAGAGGAGUCCUUGAGCAAUCAGUAUCUCGACGCCGAAGCCGCCAUCCGCAUUGCUGACGCCGAAGAGCUUGUCAGUGGUUUCAACUUCCCUGCAGAGAAGCGAGAUGAUGGCAUCGAUCUGGACCAGGCUCGAGUGGCAUUAAAAAAGGUGGGGCAGCCUUGCCACAUGGAUGUGCCCAUGAUCACGCACGUGGGCUUACCCGACAUUGCAUCUAGCAGCCACUGGUUUAGAUGCAUCAACAGUCACGUCUUCGCAGGUCGUGAGCAGGACGGGGACGAUGCUGUAUGCUAUUACUGUGGUGAAUGUGUGACGGAUGGGGAUCCUGUGGAGGAGGAGAGUCAAGGCAGUGAUGCAAGCGUGGCUGGCGAUGAGGACUUGCUGAUAUCGCCAUCUCACUAG
Molecule: messenger RNA, 1767 nt
Organism: Recurvomyces mirabilis
Lineage: Eukaryota; Fungi; Ascomycota; Dothideomycetes; Mycosphaerellales; Teratosphaeriaceae
Exons: 2
Coding region: 1-1767 (588 amino acids)
Biological process (GO): regulatory ncRNA-mediated heterochromatin formation
Cellular component (GO): nuclear RNA-directed RNA polymerase complex
Source: RefSeq, a predicted model, not a curated record